This is a messenger RNA of Gadus macrocephalus (Pacific cod), 4337 nucleotides long. Its product is annotated as SH3 domain-containing protein 19-like. Gene Ontology annotation, biological process: protein transport to vacuole involved in ubiquitin-dependent protein catabolic process via the multivesicular body sorting pathway. The coding region runs from base 314 to 3292 and encodes 992 amino acids. Gene Ontology annotation, cellular component: ESCRT-0 complex. NCBI's taxonomy places the organism in Eukaryota, Metazoa, Chordata, Actinopteri, Gadiformes, Gadidae. Gene Ontology annotation, molecular function: protein binding. The record is from RefSeq and is a predicted model, not a curated record. The transcript is spliced from 17 exons.
CACCGACUCGGGCAGCAGCGGUGCUACCCUCCGGGAAGCGGAGAACCAGUCCAGUGUCUCCUCCGCCGACCGCGUCCUUCGGCAGUGUUGUGUGUUUUUAGUGUGAAAACACCAUCAACGAAACACGAACGUUCGGGAAAUCGGCGAGUUGGUCUUAGUGGAGUUUGUCGGAGUUUCUAAGAAGUUGUGCUAGUUGUUGGGAGAUAGAACCGAGGAGGAGGAGAAAUGUUGCUGGUGUUGUUUUGAACCAGCUCCAUUUUCCUCCGGAGAGAGCGGGGAGAGACAGAAGAUAGACAGUAGAAGGAAAGGAGAGAUGGCCGAAGCGCGGACAGACGAGGAAGAGGAGGGUGGACUGGAGACGUCGGAAGAACCAGUGGUUCGCCGACAACCGAGGCCAGGCGCCGGUGGAGAUCGCCCUAACAGACGUAAGCCAGAACAUCGUCACAGCCAGGGGCCUCUCUCGUCCAUCAGAGCUGUACUGAAGCGUACUACCACAAGGUCUACAUCUGUCAGUGAGGGACCCAGAGAGCGAGAGAGAGAGCGAGUACAAGACAGAGAGAGAGACAGAAGGCGACCGGAGAUCACCAUCCUAUCAGCGGAGCCGCUGUCCUCCACUUCCUGGUUCCCAGGGGCAUCUGGGGGAUUCCCACCCCCCCCUCCUCCCGCCAGUCAGAUCUGGACCCCCACCAUCCCCCCCACCAUCAAGCCUCCUCCCUCCUACGAGGAAGUCAUCAGAGAGAAGUCCCAGGAACAAGUCCUCCUCCCUCCCCCCGCCUCCUCCCUACCUCCCCCCUCCUCCUCUUCCUGCCUGAGGUCUCUCUCCACGGUAACCAGCGCCACCCAGACCGACCUGGGUCCGGCCCCCCCUGACCCGCAAUGUGCUGCAGUACUCCGAAGGCCGUCCAGACCCCCCCGUCCGGCGUUCCCCACUCCGCCCCGACCGCUGUCUCACGUUGAUGACCUCAUCAGCACCGAUGCCGGCCAGUCCCCCCUGAGACCAGCGCGGACCCAUGGUCGGACACGCCCCCGUUCCCUCGUGACCUCUGCGUCCUGCGCUCAGACCGACCGGUGGGAGCCUCUCUCUGUGGUGGCUCCUCCCCCUCCCUCGAACCCCUCCCCCCGCGCCCCGGUGGAGCGCCCCCGGCCCCGGCCCCGUUCUAGACUGAUCGAGGGGCCUGUCGGCGCCGACGUCCAGGUCCAGACGCUGGUGAAGCUGCGCGCCGACGGUCCGGCCACGCUCGCGGCCCUCGGACGGGGGGGCGACGCCGCCGACCAGGAAGUGAGCCAGGGGAAGUACCUGCAGGAGCUGCUGGAGGCCUUCAGCGCAGACGACUGGGGUUUCCCUGAAGACCGCAGGGGCGACAGCGGGCCCAGCCAAUCAGAGAGCGAGGAGGAGGAGGUAGAGGAGGAAGAGGGGGACAUGGCUAAACUGAAGGCCAGGAUCGAUGCCUUCCAGCAGGAGCAGCCGCCACUGUCUGACAGUUGUCAUGGAGACGUUGGACCCGCGGGGUGUACAGCCGCCCCGACGCGGCCAGAGCCACGCCCCCGUCUCCAGGGGCAACCGGCCAAGCCAGCCCCUCCCGCCAUCGCACCCAAACCCAAACCUCAGUGCAAGGAAUUCUGGGAGGACGGAGUCUCCCCCACACCCGUCCCGGAGAAGCCCUCUCCCUCCGGGAGCCCCGCCCCCAAACCCUCCCCCAGGCCCCGCCCUGCCCCUCGGGCCAGCCUGGGGACCACAGCCCCCCCGAGACCCCCCAGCCUGCCUGGGACCCGCACUGAGAGAGAGGCACAAGCCCCUGGGAAGACCAGCAGCACACCCACCACAGGCGACAGCACCACCACCACAGACACCGUGAAGACAGGAAGUGAUCGUCCCGCCGUCCCAGGCAAACCCUCCAGCCUGACGUCCAUGUCAUCAAGGAGAGCCAGCGCUCCAUCUCUGGGCUUGAAGCCCACUGUGUCUCCUACCCCUCCUGCACUGGGCGUCAAACCGCCCACGCUGCCCGCUGCCCCCCAGGCCCCAACACAGAGGAGGAUCAGCUCCGGCCCCCCCCCAAGGCCUUCAGGGGUGAAAGCCCUCCCCCUUCGCCCUCCACCAAUCAAAACGGUUCCUGGCCGACCGCCCCCUCCAACCGUCAACCCCACAUCCUCAUCAGUAGCCAAUCAGACGCCUCCGUCCCGAACUAAGCCGGCCCCGUCAGCGUCGUCUGCCAUACAGCAGCCGUCUUCCCUCCAGGAGAGCCCCGCCCCUUCCUCUGUCCCAGCCAAUCACAAGCAGGGGCAGAAGGCCUUGAAGAAAGGACCGCCCCUUCCACCUAGACCGAAACCUGGACACCCGCUCUAUGUCAGCUACAUGCAGAAACAAGAAGUCCUGAUUGUCCUUGACAACCACGGCUCCACUCCUCCCAUACCUCAGCUGAUCACGGAACAGUCUGUUGACCAAUCAACAUGUCUCCUGGACAUCCAGCAGGAGGUACUCCCUGGUCCGGACAGCCAUUCAAAAGUAGUCUCUGAGGAGUUUGGCAUCUCAGACAUUCAGUCCAGUUUCAUGGUUCAGCCCUCGAAACGGAAGGAUCCAGAAGUAUCGCCACCUAUCAGUGGUCCCAGGUGUGUAGCCAGGUGUGACUACGAUGGACAGGAGGAGGAUGAGCUGACCUUCUCCCAGGGUGAUGUCAUCGCUCUCUCAGAGCUGAUUGGUCAGGAGUGGGGGCGGGGCCAGAUCCAUGGGCGAACCGGCAUCUUCCCCCUCAACUUCACCCAGGUCCUGGAGCCCCUCCCAUCGCCGUCGCCCAAGGCAACCACAGAAGCCAUUUCUCUGACAACGGAUGUCUCUUUACUGGAGAAUACUGAACCAACGUCCUCUGAAUCCCCAGUCGUCACGGAGAAGCAGCGGGAGAAGCAGGAGGAAUGGGCCCGGGCGGUGUUUAACUUCCCUGGUCAGACGGUGGACGACCUGUCGUUCCAGCAGGGGGCGCUGAUCAGAGUCCUGCAGCACAUCGACUCAGACUGGAGGAGAGGGAGAGUGGAGGACAGGGAGGGGCUCUACCCUGUGGCCUUCACCGAGCCCUAUACCGGAGGUGUAUGUAAAGGUCAGCCGAACCAAGACCAGCCCCCACCCGGCAGCGGAGUGGCCAAGGCUCUGUUUGACUUCACAGCAGAGAGCCAAGAUGAACUCACUCUGAAGAUCGGGGACGUCCUCAGCGACGUGGAGUCUUUAGACGCCCUGUGGAUCGUGGGAGUCGUGGGUGGACGGCGCGGGAUGGUCCCUAAAAACUACGUUUCCCUUCUGUGAGACGCGGUUGUACGAGUGCGUGGGGGAAGUGGCCCCCUUGUUGGCCCUCAACUGGACGAUCUGGGGGGGAGUGGAGGCGAAGUGUCCAGCGGUCCGUAGCACAAUGCGAAGCCGGGCGACCUGUGUUAUUCACUAGUUUGUAUCCUUUUCCUCCUUCUUGCAUCCUGCUGCCUUAGUGUUCAUAACCAUUUCGCUGUCCAGCCUCUGAUUUAGAGACACUGUUCUGCCGAAGCAUCCUCUGUGUUGCCUUUGGCGAUGGGCGACCACACCAGGAAGUAUGUGUAACGUCUCCUCGACUACAGUAGAACGCACAACGUGGCCUCGCCGACGCCAAGAGACAAACACUACGACUGUCGCCAGAACGACGCUGCUGCCUCCCUUUUGUUGAGUUGUUUUACUACUUCAUGUGUCACACUCCACCCCCCCCCGUUGUACUGUGCCCUCCACGUUACCAUGGGCACAGUAUGCCGGGGGUAGGGGGCGGGGCUUCCCCCCCCAUGUCGCUGGUCUGGACUGAGCUAAAGGUCGGGGGUCAAACUAGACUGAAGAUCAGCUGUUAAGCGGCGCUUCAGCAGGUCAUGACGGAGAUGAGGGGGGAGGUGAGAUAUUAGCUGGAUAGUCUUCUAUGGAGAAGUGCCAAGUACUGUAUGGUGUAGCAAGGACUAGGAGAAUCUGGUCAAAGACUGUAUGGGCUAGGAGGCUCUGGUCAGAGACUGUAUGGUGUAGCACGACUAGGAGGCUGUGGUCAAAGACUGUAUGGGCUAGGAGGCGCUGGUCAGAGACUGGUGUAGGAAGGACUAGGAGGCUGUGGUCAUGUGGUGUUUCUGAUAUCUAACACUAUGUACAAUCCCCUAGCAUGCUGGGAGAUGUAAAUGUUUUCAUUGAGGUAUUUUAUUCACUGUUUGAUGGGCUUCCUACAUGUUUAAGUAUACUUCUCCAGGAGUGGCUGUAGCUAUUAACUGUAUGGAAGAAAUACUUUAAGGUGUUCAAAUGUAACCAGACAUUCCAACUUUUUAAUCCAAAUUAAAUUACUUUCAACAUGAAA